Messenger RNA from Thamnophis elegans (Western terrestrial garter snake), 6125 nucleotides. RefSeq names its product SH3 and cysteine rich domain 2 (gene STAC2). Gene Ontology annotation, cellular component: extrinsic component of cytoplasmic side of plasma membrane. Gene Ontology annotation, molecular function: protein binding. The coding region runs from base 240 to 1466 and encodes 408 amino acids. The transcript has 11 exons. Gene Ontology annotation, biological process: positive regulation of voltage-gated calcium channel activity; positive regulation of protein localization to plasma membrane; skeletal muscle contraction. Lineage: Eukaryota; Metazoa; Chordata; Lepidosauria; Squamata; Natricidae. The record is from RefSeq and is a predicted model, not a curated record.
UUUUUACUUUCCUCAAAGGAAACUUAAAGUGGACGAGCAGGAGACCCCUCAAAAAUUUCUCCCCGGGGUUCGGGGGAAUAAAAGCUUCCUGGUCCAUCGAGGCGGGAGAAGAGGCGGCUUUGGAUUUAAGGUGGGAGGGGAGGGGCGGAAGAGCUCCGGUCCGCAACCCUUCCGGAGAACUGUGUUCAUCGGCUUCAGCUCCGGACCCCCAGCUCAGCCGGGCCCGUCCUAGGCGCAUCAUGACCGAAAUUACCGAAAAGGAGAACGACCCCCAACACAGCACGGAUGCGCAGCAGACCCCGAGCACCGGCUCCAGCCUGCAGGAAACAAAGUUACAAAGGUUCAAACGUUCUCUGUCACUCAAGACCAUCCUGCGCAGCAAGAGCGUGGAGAACUUUUUUCUGCGCUCUGGUAAUGAGUUCAAGCUGCCCUCCGAUGUCCUGCUCAGCCCUCCUGAUUCUGUGCCACCCCCUUCUCCACCCCCAGCUCCCUCUGAAGUAGAAUCCUCCCCCAGAGUCCUUCACAAGUCCCUGGGGACCCUCAAACCCAUGAAGACUCACAGCUUCCAGGAACACAUCUUCAAGAAACACAAUCCUUGUGAAAUUUGCCAUCAGCUGAUUGUAGGAAACUCCAAGCAAGGCCUACGAUGCAAGACAUGCAAAGCGAGUGUGCAUCUGUGGUGUUCAGAAGAAGUUUCCCAUCAGCAGUGCCUGGGCAAGACACAGGCAACCUCUUUCCGCCGUAAUCUUAGUUCUCCUCUGCUGCUACAUGAACCACAGCCCCAACCAGUCCCAGCCAAGGAAUCUCCUCCUGCAGGCCCCAGUGGAAAGGUAGAUCCCGUUUAUGAGACUUUGCGCUACGGCACUUCACUGGCCUACAUGAAUCGCUCCAGCUUCAGCAGCACCUCAGAGUCCCCCACCAAGAGUCUGAAUGAGAAGGAAGAACUAGUUCAGAACACAGAAGGCUCAACAGCCAGUGGACCAACAGCAGAGGAAAAUAUGACUGAUAAUGUUUUCUCAAUGGCCACAGAAGGCGAGAACCCUGUAUUGGAGGAAAAGAACUCAGGGCAACAGCCAUCUCAAGGCUCUACACGGAAAGAGGUCUCACCCAUGUAUUCUUACGUUGCUCUAUACAAGUUUCUGCCUCAGGAGAACAAUGAUCUGCCACUGAAGCCAGGAGACCGAAUCAUGCUGAUAGAUGAUUCUAAUGAAGAUUGGUGGAAGGGGAAGAUGGGAGACCGCAUUGGCUUUUUCCCAGCCAAUUUUGUCCAGCGAGUUCGCCCAGGUGAAACUGUCUGGAGAUGCUUCAGGACUUUCUGUGGCAACAAAGAACAGGGACAGCUGAGCCUUAAAGAAAACCAGAUCUGUGUUGGUGUGGGAAAGACCAAAGAGAAUGAAGGUUUCAUCAAGGUGACAAGUGGCAAAAAACGUGGGCUGGUGCCUGCUGAUACUCUGACAGAAAUUUGAAGAUGAAAGAUGAAGAGCAAAAUGAGAGAAGUAUACACUAGAAAGAGGACGCCUACAAGGGGAGCGACGCUGCCUUGUGUUCCUCUAGGCCACCCCAUAUCGGAGCACCUGGGUAAUCACUGUUUCACAGAAUCUUCCCACUGGAUCUUGCGAGCAGCUUUUGUGGAAGGGAUGAAAGGAGGCUUGAGGGGGAAUUGGCAGGAGCACCACUUGCUGUAUACCUUUAUCCAUGUGGGGCUGGAAAUUCACUCUUGUUUGGCUUAGUUUCUCAUCACAUUCACUGCAGUCUCUGUAAAGGUCUUUGGUGAAGAGCUCUCUGUGUUGUGAAUGUGAGGGAGAUUUCCUCUGCUGUAAUUCACACCCUGUUUUGUCUUUGGACCCUGACGGUAGAUGCCAGUUAACAAUUAAUUAGCCUUAAUUUAUUGGGAAGGAUCUAUCUUAUUGUAAGGCUCUUGACCCCCUCCCAUUUUCAGAAAUUCCCCAACAAUGCUGUGUUGCAUGCAAGCUACCCAUGGAAAUGCAAAGCCCUUCUCUGACUAAGAAGACCAUGUGGUGUGAUGGUUUCUGUGUUAGUUUUCUUUCUCUGUAUUUGUGUGACUGUUUGCUCACAGUUAGUGUCACCUUCUGUCAAAAAGAUGAUGUGGCCAGGAAAUUAUAUACAGCCUUUUAUUGGUCACAUAUUGAGGAGUCUUACUUUGGAGCCUCUUCUGCUUAAUUUUGAAGUGGUUUGCAAUUCUGUUGUGUCCUUUCCUGGGUCCUGGGGAAAUCAUACAACUAUGUUUGCUCCUCAGUGUGUAGUGGCUGACCCACCAUAUAACUGAUAGCAGCAUUGAUAAUUUCUCAGGGACCUUCUUUAGCCAGAUGCUUUUCUGAACUAAACAGAUAAUAUUACUGCUUUGCUCAUAGGAGUUCAAAGAUCCGGGUUACUCCAGAUUUCCUUGUUUCCUAGCAUGCUUUCAGCUAUGUGAUUUGCAGAUAUAUUUUUAUAAAAAAGGAAAGAAAGAAAGAAAGAAAGAAAGAAAGAAAGAAAGACUAUGAUUUAAAAAGAGUUGUUUAAUAUGAUAUUUGCAUAAUCAUCCCUAGUAUGACUAAACUAGCAUUUUUUCACUUGAUUUGCUAGUUAAAAAGAGAUGCCUUGUUAAAUCCUGUGGUUUCUAGGGCCCAGUUAAAAUAUAUAACAGGCCACAUAUUAGAUAUGAGAAAGAUGACUCACAUGAAAUACUUCUGUGUGAGAUAAACUAUUGAUCACCAUUUAACCAAUAGUAUGUAUAACAGAUCCAGUACACUACUAAAUACAUUCAAUAAUGAUGUACAUGCAUGGCUCAUUUACCUAGGUUAAGCACUUAUUUUCUUAUAUUGCAUAAUCAAACCACGGAAACAGAGUUCUUUCCUAGGAGUUACGCUGUGACUCUAGCAUAUUAGUAACUUAGCAAUAGGUAUUUCUUUACUUCCCCCAAAACUCCAGAAAUAUAUUUUCUUUAUUUAUACUUUAAAUUGCCCAAAGAUUAUACAAAAUAUACAGUUAAGUGCUUAAUUCAUCAGCUAUUUUCAAAAUAAGUCUUGGUGAUUUGGUGAUGAUCAAUACAUAGCACAUUCAUGAUAUUCAGUAAAUGUUUUCUAUUUUGUUUUUGGGAGUAGAAAUGCAUUUUCCUGGUUCCUUACAUAAGGACUAUUAGUGAAUACUUUUAUUAACCUAAUGCUAAAACUCAUAUCAUAAAAGUUAUCCUCGCACUAUAUAUGGUUUUGCCAUAAUCUAUGAUGAAAGACUGCUGUUACAAUAAACAAAUCCUGUUUGUUAUCACAAGAGCAAAAUAUAGGCAUAUGCACAAUGCAACAAAGAAACAAAUGAUGUAUCAGGAAGAUUUGGUCAAGUGUGCAAACUGUAUCUGAAACUAUGUUAUUACUCAGCAAUAGGGACCAAAGAAAUAUCAUGCAAUGUAGGAAUUGUUACAAGGAAGAAACACUGAUUUAGGGGUAGAAUCUGGUGUUGCAUUUAGAGAUGACUUUUAGACUCCUCCAUAUUUAAGCUGUCUCUCACAUUCUGAUGAUGAUUUAGUCAUGCACUAGAUGGAAACCACACCACAAUUUCUUUUCAUCAAUUAGCUUCUUAGCAAUCAAAUCCAUCUUCUCAUGAGAGAAGUCUUUAGCAAGCGACUCAAUUCCGUCUCAAAAAUCAAUCAGUAUUUCUUUUUUACUUGAGAUCAGAGUAUUGUUCAAAGUAUUUCCAUAUCAUAAAGAUAUCACUAUAUUGGCCUGAUUCACAUCUAUAUCAUAGAAUUUGUGCAACACUAAGCAAUGACUUGCAAAUAUGAUGUCCAGAUUCCAUAACCAGAAAGUUUAUAUCUUUAGAAAUGCUUUCAGCAAAUGAGCUUACCCAUUCAGUUGCCAAAAAUUAAGCAUAAUGAAAUCAAAUAAUGUAAAUGCAUGUAUGAGUCAGAGUCUAGCUUGGGAAAUUUAUUGCUUGCGGAGCUAAUACAAAGACAAUAAAGAUUAGAAUGUAUUUAAAUGUCAGUGUCACCAAGUGGAAGGUGUAGAGAAAAAAGAAGCACUUAAUAUUUGUUGGACAUAUAUUAAAGUAUGGCACAAUAAAUCUUCCACCUACACAGACUCACUUAUAUUGCCUUUUCUGGGUCAGGACCAUGAAAGUAGAUUAUAUAAGCAACAAGAAAUUAUCGGCAGUAUCAAUUUUCCAAAAUAAUGUUUUGAGAGAGACCAACAGUAGGAAAAUCUAUUUGGAAGAUGAAUCUCCCAUUUUUUGUUUUAUUAUACAUGGUUAUGUUUGCACUAUUUUUGAAUUACUGUUGGAUAGACCUUUUCCACUUUUUGUGCACUAAUUUGGGGUUAUCUCAAGCUAACCAAGCACUUGCUGAGUGCUUAGCCACUGUCUCAAUAAACAUGCAAAUUUUAAAGCAUCCACAGCAGCAUUCGUGAGGAGUUUUGCUUGGUUGUCAGGAUUAAAAAAUUAGAUUCAUAAUCUUAUGAUCCGCAUGUGAAGAGUGCCAGGAGGAACGUACAUAGGACAUAAUAUAAGAUCUUCCAUCUGGAAGGUUUAGGUUUCCUACUGCACUAAUUCGUGUAGCAGAUGUAAUUUCUUCAUUGGUUUCCCUUUUAUUCUCCUUUAAAAGUUUUAUUCAGAAUGUUGGAGUUAACUGGAACAUAUUGAAGCACAUGAUGUUUAUUUCUUUUCUAGUGAAAAAUGAUACAAUUACUCCUCAGUAAAUAACGUCAUUGAAAAUAUCGCUGGUGGGGGCUAUAAAAUCGAUUAGAAAAAUGGAAAACGGGAGGAGAAAGAACAUGCGGCCAAAUACUACUGACCCUACUUGAUUAAUAAUCCUAAUGAAUGGGGUAAUACAGAGGUGAUCUGAUAAGAAUUCUCCAGAAUAAACUGCAGCAAGAAACAAGGUGAGAUACAGAAGAUGUGAAGGGAAGGAAAUAUAAUCAGAAUUACAUUAUGAGAAAAGAUGUUUUUUUCUUGAUAAUGCCAUACUGAUUUUUGGGAGUUAAAACCAAAAGAAGUGUUUACUUGCCCAGUGGAUCUCCUAAGCUACCAAUGUUGGGGGGGGGGGGGGAGGUGGUUAGUUUGUUUUUUUCUUCAUUGGCUAAUUGUCACAGCAACAACUGACUAUACAUCUAAAACAAACAAAGCCAUGUCAAUAUAUUUUCCUUCUUAGGCAGGCUGUGUGAGAGACUGGUCACAAAAACAUACAACAUAUAUUUGAAAUCUUCAUUGUACAAAAAGUGUAGCACACUUGAUUCCUUGCUGGAAUCCCACUCAUCUAAGCAAUAAUGUUCAGUUACUUCUUGGCUGCACAUAGACAUAUAUGUUUAUAAAUGGCACCUUUGUAUAUGUUGAAGAAUGCAUUGUGGUCAAAGGGGAGAAAAUGGAAGAAAUGUUCUGAAUUAAAUACUAUAAUACACCAAACACUGUGAUUGAUAGGUUUUUCUUCUCCCAAUUUGGUCAAAGUAAUAUUGGUUUGUUAUCUUUUGGUAAGAUAGUUAAAGGUAUAGUGAAGAAUUUUUAAAGCCAAAACCUUAUACCUAGGUCAACACUUUGCCUAAGCUGUUCUUAUCAAAUCUUUCUAUAUGUCUUAGCUGGGUACUUUAUUCUUUAAAUAAUUGUAAACUGCACUUGCUAUCAAUGCUAUCGUCACCAAGCAAAUGAAGUUUGCAGGAUAUUCAUAUGGAUGUAAUAUUUAAAAUAUUUGAUAUGUUUUCACACAACUGGAAAUUUACUAUUGGCAAGCUGCUUGCAAAUUCUAGAGUCCAUAAAUAUGCUUAUUUGUCCCGUAUAGCAAGACAUCCUGAUGUGAAGAACUUGGGUGACUUGGGGUGUGGUUAUGCAACUAAUUGGGAUAGUAAUAGUAAACCUGCCUUUACACAGUGAAAGUGAAUGUGUGUGGUGGGUUAGUAUUCUGCUAAUAAUCUCUGUGCACUGUAGUGUGUAAGACAGAAAGAUACAAAUAAAGGGAGCAAUCUUUUAAAAUGUUAUUCAGUAUGUAUAUAUUUGGUACCAAGUUUACAGCUACUUUCCCAAAAGUUUAUUCUUAUAUCCCUGAAUGUGUGAACUCAUGCAUUUCUGAGUUUUGGACUGUAACUCCUGCAGUUGGAUUUUGCUUUGGCCUAUAAUAAGGCAUUUCACUGUCAUCUGUAUCAUUUCGU